Messenger RNA from Felis catus (domestic cat), 5587 nucleotides. Its product is annotated as kinesin-like protein KIF19. NCBI's taxonomy places the organism in Eukaryota, Metazoa, Chordata, Mammalia, Carnivora, Felidae. The transcript is spliced from 20 exons. The record is from RefSeq and is a predicted model, not a curated record. The coding region runs from base 1133 to 4111 and encodes 992 amino acids. Gene Ontology annotation, molecular function: microtubule binding; microtubule motor activity; ATP binding. Gene Ontology annotation, biological process: microtubule-based movement.
CCCGCACCGGCCCGCUGUCCUCGUCCUGUUUCCAGAGGCAGGCAGGAUGGGAGGGCGUGUACCCUCGCGUUGAAAUCAGAGACGGGCUUUUCGGCGGUUCCUGUGGUCACAGGCUGGAGCCUUCGUGGAAGAGGGGGACGUGGGCGUUAGACGGGCGGCUCUCUCCGCUGUCCCCUUGCCUUGUUCAUGGGGUGAGGUUGACCUAGAGCUCAGUACUGACCCAGAUGCCGAGGAGAACACGGCAGGCCCCACGCGACCCUGCCCUCGCCAGCCGCACCGGCACACUUGCGGUUGGUCACGGUCCCCGGGCUGGGCAGGCCAGGACAGCCCCGGUGACCUCGAGGGACUCGUUCGACUUCAGGCCCAACCCCUGCUGCUGCUGUGGGCUGCCCUCUGUGGGCCUUUGAGUGCUGUAGCUGUCUCCAAGUUGUGUUUCUCAGAUGUGAACUUCGUGGAUCUGGCCUCUGUGACUGUCCUCAGGUGGGGGAACAGCUCGUUCUCCCCGCUUCUGGUUCUCGACUUGGCAAGGGCGCCCUGCAUUGGGUCACCAUGCACCGACUAACCUGGAGGCUGCAGGGUAAGGUUGUGUGCAGGCACCCAGAGGUGAAAGUCAGUCUGGCCCUGGGUGUGGUGCAGAGUGGGACUGGCUGCUAAAAACCACAUCCCAGUCAGAAUCUGGAAAUGGCAUCUGGGGAAAAGCGUUCGUAGUUAAGAUUGAUGGUGUGGAGCGUUAGCUAGUUUAGCUAGUGGUGUUUGUCCCCUUUCGGUGGAAAUGCUCCAAGGCCAAGCUUUGUGUGGCUCAGGCAGGCAACUAGGAAUCCUGGGGUUGCCAUGGCAUCAGGUGAGGGCGUAGACCCCGCGUGCCCAGCAUGCAGCUGGCCUGCAUCCACCAGGGCCUGGGCCGCGCAGCUCCUUGGGGCCUCCCGAGCCACGUGUGCGGUCCCACGUGUGCCGACAGUUAAGGACUGGCUGGGCUCCUGGGGCCUGCUGAUGUCACCAAGGUGGGGCAGGCUGGAGGGGGGGGGGGCCUGCUGCGCAGACAGGUCGCCAGGAGAGCACGGAGCACGUCACGCCGUCCGGCCCCACAGCCACCGGCCCUUCCCCAGCCCGGGGCAGCCCGGCCUUGAGACAGAUGGAGCCCAGGGACCAGCCACUCGUGGUGGCGCUUCGGAUCCGCCCGCUCAGUGACACAGAACUGGAGGAAGGGGCCACCGUCAUCGCCCACAAAGUGGGAGAUCAGAUGGCGGUGCUCAUGGACCCCGACGAGGACCCCGAGGACACACUGCGGGCACACCGGUCACGGGAGAAGACUUUCAUUUUCGACACCGUUUUCGACCAGCAUGCCUCACAGGAAGACGUGUACCGUGCCACCACCCAGCACCUAGUGGAAGGCGUCGUUUCUGGAUACAAUGCAACGGUGUUUGCCUAUGGCCCCUCAGGCGCAGGGAAGACGUACACCAUGCUGGGCAUGGACGCGGAGCCCGGCGUCUACCUGCGGACCCUCAGUGACCUGUUCCAGGCCAUCGAGAUGCGCGGCAGCAUGGACUGGGGUGUGUCGAUGUCUUACCUGGAGAUUUACAACGAAGUGAUUCGGGACCUCCUGAACCCGUCCUCGGGGUUUCUGGACCUGAGGGAAGAUUCUCGGGGCAGCAUCCAGAUCGCAGGCCUCACGGAAGUCUCUACAUCUAACGCGCAGGAGAUCAUGCACCUUCUCACCAAAGGCAACCGGCAGCGCACGCAGGAGCCCACGGCCGCCAACAAGACGUCGUCUCGCUCCCAUGCGGUGCUGCAGGUCACCGUGCGCCAGCGGAGCCGCGGCUCGGACUUGGUGGAGGGAGUGCGCGUCGGGAAGCUCUUCAUGGUGGACCUGGCGGGCUCCGAGCGGGCGUCGCAGGCCCAAAACCGCGGCAAGAGGAGGAAGGAAGGCGCCCACAUCAACCGCUCCCUGCUGGCGCUGGGCAACUGCAUCAACGCGCUCAGCGAGAAAGGCGGCAGCCGGGCGCAGUACGUGAACUUCCGGGACAGCAAGCUCACGCGCCUGCUGAAGGACGCCCUGGGAGGGAACAGCCGGACCGUGAUGAUCGCGCACAUCAGCCCGGCCAGCACGCACUUCGAGGAGUCUCGGACCACCCUGCUGUAUGCCUACAGGGCAAAGAACAUCAAGACGAGGGUGAAGCGCAACCUACUGAACGUGUCCUACCACAUCGCACAGUACACGGACGUCAUCUCCAACCUGCGCAGGGAGAUCGAGCACCUCAAGUCCAAAAUUGAGAAGCAGGAGGAGGAGAAGAGAGGAGAACCCGGGGUCCAGGACGCACAAGUCAGGAUCCCCUCGCAUGACGGAGAGGAGGAUAGCUGCCGGCAGAUGAACAAGAUCCGGGCGCAGCUUGUUGGGGCCUUCAAGGAGCAGUUGGAGAUGCGGCGCAGCCUGGUGGAACUGGAGAACACCAACAUAGAGCUGCACGUUGACAUGUCCCGCCACCUGCUGACCAUUGCAGACUGGGAGCGGGAGAAGGCCCAGCACCUCGUGCACAGGGACAGGACGCCGGACGGGGACGAGGAGCCGGCAGAGGCGGACGGCGACGAGGGCGAGUCCGUGGAGCCGCCUGAGGUGGCCGUGGCCAGAGAGGAGGUCAACACGCUUCUGGCUGAGCAGAGGAAAGCUGCGGCCCUCAAGGCGGGGCUGGAGCAGCGUCUGGCCAGUGCCAAGGAGAAGGCCUCGCAGCUGGAGCAGCUGCUGCCCGCGCAGGCCAGCAGCGAGGACCAGCGGGAGGUGUUGCGGCUGCUGUGCUGGGCCCACGAGCUGGAGGCCGAGAACACGGAGCUGCGGGCCGACGGCCUACGCAGGAGGAGUCUGCUGUGGCAGAAGGACUUCGUGAUCCAGCGUUACCACCAGCACCGGCUGCUCUGUGAGCAGCUCCUCCGGGACCAGCGGCAGCUGAUCGAGGGUGGCGGCAUCGCGGUGCCCGAGUCCCUGGACGAGCGGUACUGUCUGAUCCUGCGGGAGCUGGGUGCGGGCUCGCUGAACCGGCUGCUGCUGCUGCACUCGGUCAUGUCGAGCUCCCUGCGGGACGGCUUGGUUCUGAAUAAGUCCCCCGCGCCGCAGGAGGAGGCUAGCUGGGACUGGCCAGACGACAGGAAGGACCUCCCGUGGGGUGCCCAGUUUGAACUGCCGCUGAUGCUGCUGGAGGAGGACAGCGGUGGCUACACGUCGUCGCAAGCCACGCCAUCGAAAACGCUGGGAAAGCAGGAUUCCCUUCUCCCUCUGCCAUCCCUCCGCAUCCUGCUAACGCCUCCGGCUCAUGAGGCAGGCCCCCUGAGCGUGAAGAAUUUGGUCUCCAAGCUGGGCGCCCCUGCUGGCCUGGACCUGGGUGCCUCGCGGAUGGCAGCGGAGGCCGGCGGCCCGGCCCUGAGCGCUCAGACCCUCAAGGAGAUGGCCAUGAGCACCAAGAGCAUCGCUCUCAUCGCGGCCACCCGGCGCUCCAAGGCGCAGGACCGCGAGGGUGGCAGCGGCCGCUCCUCCCUCCACCUUCCAGAGGACAUGGCCCUGGACUCCAGGGACCCGAGCCCAGCAGACAGGAGGUGGCCCCACGCCAGCCCGGGCCGGGACCGUUCUGCGGAGAAGGCCAGGGGGAAGCUGUCACCCUCCCUCACCUGGAGCGUGCAGACCGUGGGUGCACGCUGGCUGGGUCCCGGGGUCCAGCUGGGACAGCAGAGCAGGAGCGUCAUGGUGGACGCAGGAGGGCCCCAGGUGACGGAGAACCCUCAACCCCCCUCCGUGGAGCACGUGGCCAAGAGCCAGCCACCGCCUGCACCCCUGCCGCUUACGAAGUCGUCCGGAAAGAGCUUCCUCCCUGCCGUCUCCACGGCCUCCAAGAUAAAGCCCAGCCCCAGUCUCCAUGCAGAUGAGAAGGUGCUGCGGAUGCCUGAGGUCACCUUCACCCUCCCCAGCGCCACGUGGCAGAGCAGCCCGGGCCCCCGCAGGACCCCGCUCGCGCCCCGGGACAUCCGAGGGUCUACAGAGAGCGGAAGCCGACGCCACAGUCCGGUGCCCCCCAGCACCCCCUGCAAGCACCGGGGCAGCACCAAGAGGCCAAGGAGGCCACAGUGAGGAGGUCAGCGGGCAGGCCCGGCACACGGGGGAAGGCCAGAGAGGCUGGCCCCAGACCCAGGGCUCUCUCUGCCUCAGAGGUGGAUUCGAGAGACGAGGCCCCGGCAGGGACCAGCCAGCCCCAGCGUCCCCCGGCCCUUUGCAAUCGGCGGGUGCCUCACCAGCCACCUUCGGAGGAAGGGCCACUGACGGAACUUCAGAACCCUUCUCGAGGACACCGCGUGGGGAGCCUCAGGCAUCUUUUGGGUCAUUCCCAGUUGUGGGUGCUUUUCCCAGGAUCGCUCCACCCCAGAGUUUCUGCCCUGGGAGAAUGCUUUCGCUCUUCACCUGAUUGGGUGAGGCCCACCCACGCCGUGGUGGACCUUCUGCCGAACUCCUUAUUGAUGUAAAUGCUAAUCUCACCUGAAAAACACCUUCAUAGCACUGUGCGUGCUGGUGUUUGACCCAUCACCUAGGUACUGUGGCCCGGGCAACUUGACGCACAGAAUUAACCCUCACACCUCACGAGCCUUGGCCGGCGGGCAGGGUGACACUGCCCACGUAUAUGUAGGCUCCGGAAUAAACCAGCGUCGGGGAAGCACGAGAACAUCCUGCAUUCCCGUGACCCACCCGUCCCCUCACUGUGUUCUGACGUCCCUGUCCACACCCCAUUGUGUGGAGGACACUGUGGAGGACGGCUGGGAUGAGGCAGCUUUGCAGGGUACGUGGAAGCAGCCGCGUAAACUGGGGACGCAGAAACCAAGGUCCUAACUUUUCAUCAAGACAGAAAGACAAGGUCACAGGGAGCCUGAGCGCCGUCCGUGAGCUGCGUCGCCACCUUCCCUGGCUGUGCUUUUGGCACCUGCUGUGGUUCCCGGGCCCGUGCCCGCAUCUCAGGCUCUCGGGGGCACCCCUGCAGGACGUGGGGACCAAAGCCCCCUCCCCCACGGCGGGAGCCACCCCCGGGUGAAGCAGCAGGUGGAGCCAGGGAGUCGGCCUGUCGCACAUCAGGGGCGGGAGGUGUGGGUGGUGGUGUGGCCUCGUGGCCCGGGUGGGCAGCCGGGUGCCUCGGACUCACAUGUGUCCGGCACAUGCCGAACACCCCGUCAAUGUGCCGGCUGGACGCCACGGCCGGGCCCCCUCUUGGCGUAAGACCGCUGUCGGGGAGGACGUGCUAGGGGCUUUGUUGAAGCCGUGCUGUCCUUUCUGGGCCUUCUGGAGGACGGUGGGGAGGUCGGUCCCAUUUGUCUUGAGGAGCCGUGCUGCCUGCUCUGUGCAGACCUGCCGCGGGCACUGUCUGAUGCCCGUGUCCCUCACCGGGGGAGAGGCUGAGCCUGGGGGGCAAGGAGACUUCUGUUCUCCUGCCUUGGUCCCAGAUCCUGGGUAGGGCAGGAAUUACUGGUUGUCCCCUGUAUCUGCUCGCUUUCCGCCAUGAUAAUAGAACCCCCAAUUUUUAGCUAGUCACACGGCUCCCAAAAUAAAGGACCGUAUCUCCCA